UGAGGUCAUUAUAACAAGAGCAUGAAGGCAAUCUAUUGACCAGUGCGACUGGGCACACCAGACAACAUUCUUGUAUAACACGGACAAAUUAAAUAUCUAUCUCUGGGCUCUGUCAUAAUGAAGUUUCUGGUUGCUAUAUGUUUAAUCGUUCUGGUCGGGUUAUCCUUGGCCAAAGACCUAUUCCAUCCUAGAGGGUGUAUCUGGAAAGAGGGACUCUGCAUCCGUGAUUGUGAGGAAGGUACCCACGAGGAAUACAAAAUUCUGUGUUAUUACUUCACACCGGAACCAACCUGUGACAACCCUAAUCCGGUGCCUGAUACUGAGCUGAAAUGUGAUCGUUCCGCGUGCUACUGCGACGCCCCCACUGUGCGGGAUACUGCUACUAACAAAUGCGUGCGAUUGGAGGAUUGUCCUAAGAAGUGAUUUUGCCAAAAAAAAAAUGAAAAGCAUUGUUUAUGUUAACGAAAAUGUACCAAAGAAUUUUUUAUCUGUUUGUAAAAAAAAUUCAAUAAAAUGAAUUUUAAAAAACUCUAA
Molecule: messenger RNA, 534 nt
Organism: Maniola jurtina (meadow brown)
Lineage: Eukaryota; Metazoa; Arthropoda; Insecta; Lepidoptera; Nymphalidae
Exons: 2
Coding region: 118-423 (101 amino acids)
Source: RefSeq, a predicted model, not a curated record